AUACCCAAACUUUCUUUCUUUCUUUCCUUAAUACCCCCGUCUUCCACCGUUAACUCUCCGGCGGUCUUCUCAAAAUCUGUGCAAUCUUGAGAAAUUUCAAUCCCAACAACAUUUUCCCGGAAAAAAUUUCUUCAUGUGUGAUCUUAACCUCGAAUUUUUCUCAAUUCGUCUUCUUCUCUGCCAAAAUCGAGCUUCUUUCGCGAUUGAGGUCUAAUUUCUGGUACAGUUGAACUCGGUCCAAAGGAGCUGUUUUUAUUGUUUUGUGAUCCAGUCACCGAGGCAUUUAGAAUGAAAGAGGUUGAUUCUUCAUUUGAAGAUGUAAGUAGCAAAGAAGCUUUGGAUGAGCAUGAGAUGGAUAAAAGAUUUGGACUGUACGAGAUUGUGAAACCACCUGAAACUGGCAUGUCUUUUGACUCAUCAGAUGCCCUUUAUGAGUACUACAGGCAAUAUGGGAGACAAGAAGGUUUUGGAGUUAAGAAGAAAACAUCACGUUCUUCAAUGGAUGGGAAAUCAAAAUUUGUGUGCUUUUCGUGUUCUCGUGCAGGGAAGUCAAUAUCUCAUAAGCAGAAUUACCUAACUCCGAAUCCACUAACAAGAAUUGAGUGCAAGGCCAGGAUCAAUGCUACAAUACUUGAAGAUGGAAAGUGUAAGGUUAAUUCUGUUGCACUUGAGCAUAAUCAUGAAUUGAGUCCAAGUAAAUCACAGUUUUAUUUAUGCAAUCGAGAAAAAGUUAUUGGUGUGCGUAGAAAACUUGCCCCGAGUGAUCAAACAGCGAAUGGUGUGAUAAUCAAUUAUCAAUCAGUGGACACUGGGGCCUUUGAUAAUGUCACAGUGCUAGAAAAUGACUGCAUGAGUUAUUUUGAGAAAGGAAGUGGACUACAACUAUUUGCAGGAGAUGCUAAAGCAAUCCAGGAAUAUUUUGUUCGUAUGCAAAUUAAGAAUUCAAAUUUCUUUUAUAUGAUGGAUAUGGAUGAUGAUGCUAGAAUCAAGAAUAUAUUUUGGGCUGAUGCACGCAGUAGGGCGAUGUAUGAAGAAUUUGGUGACGUGGUUACGUUUGAUACGACAUACUUGACAAAUAAGUAUGAUAUUCCUCUUGCACCUUUCACAGGGGUGAAUCAUCAUGGCCAAUCCAUCUUGUUUGGAUGUGCAUUGCUAUCAAAUGAGGAUACGACUACAUUCACAUGGUUGUUUAAGACAUGGCUUGCCUGUAUGUCUGGACGUGCUCCAAAUGUUAUAAUUACAGAUGAGCACAAGUCAAUGACAAAAGCAAUUGAUGCUGUAUUCCCCAAUACUAGACAUCGUUGGUGUUUGUGGCAGGUAAUGAAGAAACUACUAGAGAAGCUGGAGGGUCUCAAAUUGCAUGACCAAGUAAAGAUAUCACUGCAAGAUGCUAUUUAUGAUUCUUUAGGAAAGAAAGAAUUUGAAGAAAGCUGGGAAAGAAUUGUUAAAGAUUUGAAUCUUUGUGAUAAUCCAUGGCUAAGUAGCUUAUACAGUGAAAGGAAUCAUUGGGUUCCAGCCUUUCUAAAGGACUCCUUUUGGGCGGGAAUGUCAACCACACAACGUGAUGAAAAUUUUGUUCCUUUCUUUGAUGGGUGUGUUAACUCAAAAACAACAAUAAAACAAUUUGUUGAACAAUAUGACAAGGCUUUAAGAAACAAGGUAGAGAAGGAACACCUUGCAGAUUUCCAGUGUUUUAGUACAUGGAUCCCAUGUGUAACCCUUUUUGAGAUAGAAAAACAAUUUCAAGUGGCUUACACCAAUACAAAGUUCAAAGAAUUCCAAAAGGAGCUGACUGGGAAGCUUUAUUGUGAAGUCUCUUGUACUGACAAUAAAGAUGGAAAUUUUGAUGUUUCUGAGGUUAUAUUUGUUGGAGAUAAACGUAAACAAGUCCAUUUCAAUGUUCGAUUCAACGCAGAGAAUUGUGAAGCUCAAUGUAGUUGUGGUUUGUUUGAAUUUAAAGGAAUCCUAUGCAAGCAUGCAAUUUCAGUUCUCUUGAAAAUGGAAGUUAUAAACGUACCAGAAAAGUAUAUCCUACCACGAUGGCGGAAGGAUUUGAAAAGAUGUCACACAAGGGUCAGGGUUGGUUAUUAUGACGAUUGGACUAGCAAUCUUGAGGCUCAACGAUAUGAUAAGCUACGAAAGAAAUUUGACGAAGUUGCCGACUUUGCAGUGGUCUCUGAUGAGAAGAUGAUGAUGCUGUGGAAUUGGUUAGAUGAAAUUCAGACAAAAGUAAAAUGAGACUACUUGAGGGAUAAGUAGCAACUGACAUUGCUGGUCGAGAAAUCCCUGUCACUAUUUCCACAAGAUCAACUACUGCUAGUUGGGAAACUCUCAUGCAUUUUGGAUAGUGGUUAGCAUCAGAGUUUCCUUCUUCGAGUCAAGAUUAGCAUUAUCAGAACGGUGAGACACGCCAAAAUCAGGGUACGAGCUCAUGCUCGGGAGCAGCAAUACCAGAGGUGGGGUAACUUUCUUACCUCUCCAAUUUUCUGCAUGGCUUACAUCUGCUCUAAUUUUAAUCUGCACUUGUACCGCUGAUUUUGGAUUUUUGCUGCUGCAAAUGUGCAUGGUCCAGAAUCAUAUCAGGUGCUAAGAAGCAAGAGAAUAUUAGAUGACAUGUGACUGUAAAUAUUGUUCAAACAGAUGUUAGCUUUUAAGAGAUCUUGUUUUGGUGUUGACGCAGAUGUAUUAAUAUGUUGGUCUCUUUAAAGUAAUUCAUGUCUCGUCUUCCUUGUUUGUCACUGA
Molecule: messenger RNA, 2742 nt
Organism: Humulus lupulus (European hop)
Lineage: Eukaryota; Viridiplantae; Streptophyta; Magnoliopsida; Rosales; Cannabaceae
Product: protein FAR-RED IMPAIRED RESPONSE 1-like
Exons: 2
Coding region: 289-2238 (649 amino acids)
Biological process (GO): regulation of DNA-templated transcription
Molecular function (GO): zinc ion binding
Source: RefSeq, a predicted model, not a curated record